AUGGCAUUUGUACGCACAUUUCGCGAACGAUCACAGUUGACUUUUGCAAGCGGUUGAAUCUGUACCAACUAACUCUUGCUCCAGAAGAAAAAUCCCAGGGAAAUAAUAUUUGUCUUAACAACAAGUCAACGGUUGCCACAAUGGAUUGGCAAGCGCAACUGGUGUUGACACUAACAGUAUUUGUGAUACUGAGUCUGUCGUGCCAAGCUGAAGACACCGCGUGCCCCCCAGGAUGCAGAUGUGGUGUGGGACAAGCAGCCUGUCGGAAACCGUAUAAUGGCACUCAACCUCUUCCUAAUCACACAACAAAACUCGAACUACAUACAGUUGAUCCGAUUGUGCUCAGGGCACUGGUCCAAAGCGUGCCACAACUGAAGCAUCUCAUGCUGAAUCGCCCGGAAGGAUUUACAAGCGAGAAUGACAGUACUGCUCAACCGGAUUACGAGCAAAGAAUGAUGACCGUCGAGGAACUUCAUGAUCUUCAGAAAGGAGUCAUUGGACUGGCAAGCCUUGAGACCUUAGUGAUGAACGAGAAGGCACUAGAAUGCUCAUGCGACCUGUUGAGUUUGGCGGAGGCAGCUUAUGGUAAUGGUGUGGAUCUGUAUCACGUCAUUAAACUUCUGAUGAGUCAAUCUUGCAGACAAGAAGGGCUGGAUCUCGAUCUCCAUUCUCCCCUAGAACUACUUUUGCUAUGCUCUUCUCGUUCAUCAUAUCAACUCAAACCAUUUCAAUCAAAACCAGCACUUCUCCAGCCAAAAGAAAGCCAACUUUUAUCAGCUGAAGAAAAAGUUUCGGAGAUUCCUGGCCCCAGUUCCCACAUUAGAGUACGACGUGCUGGUGAGAAAAAGCCCAAAAGAGGCAGGAGAAAGAAAGGAAAAGGAAAGAGGCGGAACAGAGGAAAAACGUGGAAAGGAGGACAGAGACGGAAAGGAAGAAAGAGGACAAAAGGAAGAAAGAAAGGGGGAGAAAAACCAACGAAUAUUUUGACAAAAGAGAAAUCAGUUAAUCCAGGAACAAGAGAUGUAAGACUCAAGGUAGAACGAAAUGAGAGGGAAUCGCAACCCAAAGAAAUUGAGAUAAAACCAGUUAAACCUGGGAGAGGGAAGCCAAGAAGAGGAGGAAAAGGGCAACGAAAAAUAAAGAGAAGGAGGAAAUGGAGAGGAAAAAGGAAGGGAAAAGGAAGGAAGAGGAGUAAAGGAAGAAAACGAGGGAGAGGAAGGAAGCGGGUAAAAGGAAGAAGAAGAGUAAAAAGAAGAAGUAGGGGAAAAGGAAAGCAGCCGGUUAUAGCGAUGGAAGACAAAGAACGGGAAAGGGAAGAGGAACCAGCGACAGAAGAGACAGGAGUAGCAGGCGACAAGAGAGAACCAGUAGAGAAGAUUGGAACAGGGAACAAAAUUAAAAAAAAAAAUAAAAAGGCCAUGAAAGAACUGGAUCAAGCAGAAAUGCCGACUAAAAUACCUGGGUCAGAAAACUCACGGAAAGGAAAAACUAAGACACCAAAGAAAUGGAAAGGAAAAACAAAAGGAAUUGGAAAAAAGAAAGGGACACCACCAGUUAUUGCAACAGAAAAGGAAGAAGCUGGAACAGAAGAGAAACCAGUUAAUCCAGAAGCGGUACUAGAAGAGGCUGAGGCAGAACCAGAUGCAAAGGAAACAAUGCCUGAAGAACUUGAAAUACAACCAGUUGAACAAGAACCAGUUAAACCUAGGGAAAAGAAGCCAGGAAGAGGAGGAAAAGGAAAAAAAAAGAGGAAAGGGAGAAAGAAGGGAAUACGAAGACAGAAAGGGAAAGGGAAACGACCAUUUAUUGUGAUGGAAGAGGAAGAAGCAGGAACGGAAGAGAAACUAGUUAAUCCAGAAACAAUAGAACCAAUGGAAGAACCAGUGGAAAUGGAAACAAAGCCUGAAGAAACUGAGAUAGAAGUUGUUGAACAAGAGCCAGUUAUACCAGGGGGAAAGAAGCUCGCAAAAAGAAGAAAAGGAAAAAAGAAGGGGCAAGGGAGAAAGAGGGGAAAAGGAAAGAAAGGAGGAAGGAAGCCACCCGCUGUUGUAAUAGAAGAGGGGGAAAAAGAAAUAGAAGAGACAGCAGUUAAUGCAGAAACAGGAGAAGAAGGACCAAUGGCAGAACCAGUGGAAAUGGAAACAAAGCCUGAAGAAACAGAGAUAGAACUAGUUGAACAAGAACCAGGGGGAGAGAAGCCCAAAAAAGGAAGAAAAGGAAAAAAGAAGGGGCAAGGGAGGAAGAGGGGAAAAGGAAAGAAAGGAGGAAGGAAGCCACCAGCUGUUGUAAUAGAAGAGGGGGAAAAAGAAAUAGAAGAGACAGCAGUUAAUGCAGAAACAGGAGUAGAAGGACCAAUGGAAGAACCAGUAGAAAUGGAAACAAAGCCUGAAGAAUUGGAGAUAGAACUAGUUGAACAAGAACUAGGGGGAAAGAAGCCCGCAAAAGGAAGAAAAGGAAAAAAGAAGGGGCAAGGGAGAAAGAGGGGAAAAGGAAAGAAAGGAGGAAGGAAACCACCGGCUGUUGUAAUAGAAGAGGGGGAACCAGAAACAGAAGAGACAGCAGUUAAUGCAGAAAAGGGAGAAGUAGGACCAAUGGAAGAACCAGUGGAAACGGAAAUGAAGCCUGAAGAAAUGGAGACAGAACUAGUUGAACAAGAACAAGGGGGAGAGAAGCCCACAAAAGGAAGAAAAGGAAAAAAGAAGGGGCAAGGGAGAAAGAGGGGAAAAGGAAAGAAAGGAGGAAGGAAGCCACCCGCUGUUGUAAUAGAAGAGGGGGAAAAAGAAACAGAAGAGACAGCAGUUAAUGCAGAAACAGGAGAAGAAGGACCAAUGGCAGAACCAGUGGAAAUGGAAACAAAGCCUGAAGAAACUGAGUUAGAACUAGUUGAACAAGAACCAGUUAUACAAGGGGGAAAGAAGCCCGCAAAAAGAGGAAAAGGAAAAAAGAAGGGGCAAGGGAGAAAGAGGGGAAAAGGAAAGAAAGAAGGAAGGAAGCCACCAGCUGUUGUAAUAGAAGAGGGGGAAAAAGAAACAGAAGAGACAGCAGUUAAUGCAGAAAAGGGAGAAGAAGGACCAAUGGAAGAACCAGUGGAAAUGGAAACAAAGCCUGAAGAAACUGAGUUAGAACUAGUUGAACAAGAACCAGUUAUACAAGGGGGAAAGAAGCCCGCAAAAAGAGGAAAAGGAAAAAAGAAGGGGCAAGGGAGAAAGAGGGGAAAAGGAAAGAAAGGAGGAAGGAAGCCACCAGCUGUUGUAAUAGAAGAGGAGGAACCAGAAACAGAAGAGACAGCAGUUAAUGCAGAAAAGGGAGAAGUGGGACCAAUGGAAGAACCAGUGGAAACAGAAAUGAAGCCUGAAGAAACAGAGACAGAACUAGUUGAACAAGAACCACUUAUACCGGGGGGAGAGAAGCCUGCAAAAAGAGGAAAAGGAAAAAAGAACAGGAAAGGGAGAAAGAGGGGAAAAGGAAAGAAAGGAGGAAGGAAGCCACCCGCUGUUGUAAUAGAAGAGGGGGAAAAAGAAAUAGAAGAGACAGCAGUUAAUGCAGAAACAGGAGAAGAAGGACCAAUGGAAGAACCAGUGGAAAUGGAAACAAAGCCUGAAGAAACUGAGUUAGAACUAGUUGAACAAGAGCCAGUUAUACCGGGGGGAGAGAAGCCUGCAAAAAGAGGAAAAGGAAAAAAGAAGAGGAAAGGGAGAAAGAGGGGAAAAGGAAAGAAAGGAGGAAGGAAGCCACCCGCUGUUGUAAUAGAAGAGGGGGAACCAGAAACAGAAGAGACCGCAGUUAAUGCAGAAACAGGAGAAGAAGGACCAAUGGAAGAACCAGUGGAAAUGGAAACAAAGCCUGAAGAAACAGAGAUAGAACUAGUUGAACAAGAGCCAGUUACACCAGGGGGAAAGAAGCCCUCAAAAAGAAGAAAAGGAAAAAAGAAGGGGAAUAGGAGAAAGAUGAGGAAAGGAAGAAAGAAAGGGGGACAGAAACAACGAGCUAUUGUAGUAAAUGAGGAAGAACCAGUAAAACAAGAGAAACCAGGUGCAGCAGAGAUAGGAGUAAUAGGUGCCAAGGUAGAACCGAUGGAAAUACAAGAAACAAAAUUAGCAGAGGCCAUGAGAGAAUUAGAUCAAACAGAGAUACCGUUUGAAACAGAACCACUUGAGCCAGAAAUGAAACUUGAAGAAGCAGAAACUGAACCACUUUGGCCUGAGACGGACCUUGUAGAGGCAGAAACCGAACCGUUUGAGCCAGAUACAGAAAUUUUUGAAGCAGAAACUGAAUUACUUGAGCCAGAAACAGAACUUGUAGAGGCAGAAACUGAACUACUUGAGCCUGAAACAGAACUUUUAGAAGCAGAAACUGAACUGUUUGAACCUGAAACAGAACUUGUUGAGGAAGCUGAACCACUUGAGCCUGAAACAGAACUUGCUGAGGAAGCUGAACCACUUGAGCCUGAAACAGAACUUGUUGAAGCAGAAACUGAACCACUUGAGCCUGAGACAGAACUUGUUGAAGCAGAAACUGAACCACUUGAACCAGAGACAGAACUUGUUGAAGCAGAAACUGAACCACUUGAACCAGAGACAGAACGUAUGGAAGUAAACAUAGAGUCAGAAGAGGAGCUGUUUGAACCUAAGACAGAAGUAGCAGAAAUAGAUGAAAAAUUGAUGAAGGAACUGCGUGACCUCUUGGAAGCGACCAAGAUGGAUCUUCCAGUUGACAUCAAUGAUCCAUACGAUCUGGGUCUUCUCCUUAGACACUUACGUCAUCACUCAACUCUCCUUGCCCACAUUGGUGACCCUGAUGUCAAAAAAGAAGUCCUGAGCGCCAUGAAUGAAAAAGACGAAACUGAGUUUCUGUAAGACAUCACACGGUGAGCAAAUGGUAAAAUGGACAAUGGGGAUGAUGCCUGAACUGGAUGGUAGUCAAGGAGCAGGAACUGCUUUACUGCAAACAACAUUAAGUGGAUCAAAACAGACAGAACAGUCUAGUAAAUAGAAAAGACAUCACGAAAACUUCUUUCUCAAAACCUUCAUAAACAUCUCUCAGUGUAUGUAGAAGUGUUUUAAAUUUGUCUUUGUUUUGGGGGGAAGGUCUUUUUGAGCUCAACUUGUAUGAAAUAUUUCAUCCACAUUACAACCAUGCCACUUGAGGAUAUGCUAACCUGUUGGAGAAAAAUUAAUUUUAAAAUGUUUCUGGCGGAAACAUUUGAUUUGGUGUGUGUGGGUUGAUACCAAUUCCAUUAAUUUAUUAUCAGACGGAUAAUUAAUCUGUUUAUUUUGCUAAGCAAACAAUACUGAGAGGCGAUUCUAUGACUGCAUAGUUAUAAAAUUAUCCAACCCCCAAGAUUUAGCCAGUUGUUAAAUUUUAUACAAUAACAGUGCUAAAUGGCUAGCUUUUUCAUGGAUAACAACAAAAUAAGAAAUACAAGCACUACCUAAGGUAGUCUCAACUGGUAUUGACUUGCACUCAAGACUAAGCAAAGAUUUUUCUUCUGAUGAACAAAACUGAGCCCAACCCAAUAUUGGUAAAUGGACAUGUCCUUGAAGCAAACGCAGAGCAGUACAAGGUUGAUAAAGCAUGCCAGUAUCUUUUCAAAUUGUUAUUUCUUUACGAUACUUCUACUCUACUUAAUUGUAGACCCAGUAACUAGGGCACUGUACUCCUUUUAUGAUAUUUGACUUUUUAUUGGUUGUCACUGAAGUCAAAAAUCAUAAAAAAGGAGUACAGAUUUCCAGUUACUGGGUCAAGUUGCACUGUUUGUUUGCAAAUCCAAUUUUAACCAAUACACCAAAUGUGGCAAAUAUAUAUGUCAUUUAAACUGUUGCUUGUUAAAGAUUCAAAUUAAGUGUACUAUAAAAAUGAAAAACUACAGUUCUCAAAAUAAUCUUUAGCUAGAAAAGCUUCUGAGAUUUCUAACAAACUGAACAAAUUUAGAUCAGAAUUAAAAUGUUUUGUUUCAACAAAUAACUGGUCAAUCCA
This is a messenger RNA of Acanthaster planci (crown-of-thorns starfish), 5976 nucleotides long. RefSeq lists its product as uncharacterized. The record is from RefSeq and is a predicted model, not a curated record. Lineage: Eukaryota; Metazoa; Echinodermata; Asteroidea; Valvatida; Acanthasteridae. Gene Ontology annotation, biological process: fusion of sperm to egg plasma membrane involved in single fertilization.